UUCCACUUACUUCCGGUUCCUUGUUAAAAACGAAAGUAGAUUAAACUAAAGCAAAAGUUGUAACUUGUGUUAUCUAGAUCUAGAUCUAGAAGUCUAGUAGUAGUAUCUACUAUCUUACCAGAUUUAGAUCUUAAUCUAGAGAUCUAGAUUAGUCAAAGUAACAUGAGGAAUUUGAAGUUAGUAGAUUCAAGGCACGUGGUGGAAACUGAAGCUUUGCGUGAUGCUCAACUUAUUUCAUUAGAUACAGAACAAAACAACAUAUAUGUUGCAUCAUCAUCUCAUGUUGUCUGCUACAGCUUUGAUGGUAAAGAGAUAGCAUCUGUCCCAGUUCAAGACAGUGAGUCAGAUCAGUCAUGUCUUCCUAUUGGUUUGCAAUAUCUUGGUGAUCAACAGGCUCUGUGCUUGGCCACCGAUGAUGGAAGGAUUUGUCUUUGGCACUUAAGCAACCCAGAAGAGCUGGAGUGUGUUGGCGACGUUGAGAGUGGUAUAACAGCUAUGGGAUGGAGUCCAGAUUUAGAAUUGAUUGUAAUAACAACAGGUGAAAACAAGCUUUUGCUAAUGACUAGAGAGUUUGAUGUUAUCAGUGAAGUUGGCUUGUUUCCAGAUCAUGAAGGGGAAGAUGGCCACAUAACUGUUGGCUGGGGAAAGAAAGAAACUCAGUUUCAUGGCUCCUCGGGCAAACAAUCUGCCAAACAAGAACACGUUGUUCUUCAUUCAGCUUCCGAACAUGACAAUGGCAAUCCUCUUAUUAGUUGGAGAGGAGAUGGCCAGUUUUUUGUGAUAUCCAGCAUAGAGCCAAAAACAGGUGCCAGAUUUGUAUACACUUGGUCUAGAGAAUGUGUUUUCCAAGCUCGGUCAGAGCCAGUGGAUGGAGUACAAAAUUGUUUGUCUUGGAAACCAUCUGGUUCUCUUAUCGCUUCUGUCCAGAAGGCACAUUCUAGUCUUGCUACACAAGUGAUUUUCUAUGAGAAAAAUGGACUUCGCCAUGGAGAGUUUAAUAUCCAAACUGUGACCACUGCAGAUGUUAGGGUUCAAUUUAUUUCCUGGAAUCAAGAUUCCUCUGUGCUGGCAGUAUGUCUGGAAUAUACAGAAAAUGAUUCCAAGUCAUCUCUAUUGCAGCUUUGGACAGUCAACAAUUACCACUGGUACUUGAAACAGAGUCUGCACUUUAGCUCUGGUGUUUCCAUGGCUACUUGGGACCCUGAGCAGAUGUACAAGAUGCAUGUACUUUCAAGGUCUGGGGCCUACUCCACUUUUAUCUGGGCCUGGCACACAGACUGUACACCUGGCAGAGUAGAUGAAGACGAUGCACUUGUGGCAGUGAUAGAUGGCAAGCAACUUCUUGUUACGCCUAUUCGGAAAAUGGUGGUGCCGCCUCCUAUGUCUGCGUAUGCCAUCUCACUUCCAUAUCCUGUUAGGAAUGUGACUUUCAAAACUGAUUCCUCUGGGACCUCAUUGGCUAUUUAUAUGGCUAAUGAUCAGAUAGCUGUCUUUAACUGUCAAGGAGAAGGGAAUAACGCAUCUCUAGUCUCAUACACUGGAGCAGGGGGAGGUGAUGGCUUUGUGCCCCAGUGUAAACUUCCUCAUCUUGAAGACAUGUAUCACAUCAAGUUCCAGACGCCAGAGGAUCAGCCUUCACAAAUUGUACAUUUUCUAUGGAUUUCUGAAUCUCAAUUCUUGUUCACAAAAACUGGCCAGUCUUGUUCAAUUCUGCACAGAGCAGACAUCUGCAAGGGAGAGAAAGCACUGGUUGUCAGAACCUCAAUUGAACUAAAUAAUUUUGUGCUUUCAAUGGCAAAGAAUGAAGAAACCAACACUGUGGCCAUUCAGUUGGUCAAUGGAGAAGUCUUCAAACUAUUACCUGAUAAGGACGAUGUGCAGCCUUGGUUAUCUCCAAGUAGUCAGCCUGUUAGAUUUCCAUAUCCUUGUACAGAAAUGUCAGUCACCAGCUUUGGCCAACAGGAAAUUGUGAUUGGAAGAACAGACAGAUUCCGGUUAUUUGUAAAUAACACAGAGAUUGCUUCCAACUGCACCUCUUUCAAAGUCCAUAAUGAGUUCCUAUUGCUGACCACAUUUAGUCAUACUAUUCGAUGUAUAAGUAGAGCAUGUCAACUCAAUGAUUUGUCCAGUUUGUCUGAUACGAAGAGCCAUCCAUUUGAUGAAAGUAUUCGAAGGGUCGAGAGAGGCUCUCAGAUCAUUAAUAUCCUGGCAAACAGUACAAAGGUCAUUUUACAAAUGCCCAGAGGGAAUUUAGAGACCAUUCAUCCAAGAGCCCUAGUCUUAAGCUCUCUCAAACACUUAAUGGACAGUGAUAAAAUGUUGGAAGCUUUGUUGAUGAUGAGAACCCACAGAAUUAAUUUAAAUCUUCUGCACGAUCACAACCCAUCUCACUUCCUAAGUCAUAUUGAUCAAUUUAUACAACAAGUUGACAGCCCUGCACAUUUUAAUGUCCUCCUUACUGACCUCAUGGAAGAGGAUGUCACACAGACAAUGUAUACAGCUUCCUACAGCACAAAACCAGACAGUACUGACACUCAGACUGUAGGCUUACAGAAGUCCAAAGUGAACAGAAUUUGUGAUUGCUUUUUGGAUGGUCUGCAGAAGGCAGGUUCUGAUAGGUUCUACCAGUCUAUUUUGACUGCACAUGUGAGAAAGAAUCCACCUGAUUUGGAAAAAGCCCUUUACGUUGUAUGGUCAUUGUAUGGUCGAGAUAAGUCAGAGAAAUGUGCCAGUCCUGAAGAUGCGUUAAAGUAUCUCCUGUUUCUAGUAGAUGUCAAUGAUUUGUACAAUGUGGCACUUGGCAUGUACAACUUUGAUCUAGUUCUAAUGGUAGCUGGUAAAUCUCAGAAGGAUCCCAAAGAAUACAUUCCCUUUUUAAAUCAACUCAGAACAUUAGAAGAGAACUACAGGCAUUACACGAUAGACAAACAUUUGAAAAAGUACAGCAAAGCUUUGGAACACUUGGUCAAAUGUGGUGAUGAACAUUUCCAAGAGUUACUGACCUUAGUAUCUGAUCACAAGCUCCACGCAAAAGCUCUUUCUCUUUACAAACCAGGGUCAGCACAGUUUAAGAGUAUUGCAGCCACGUAUGGGAGCUACCUGAGGACUAAGAAUCGUCAUGACGAGGCUGGUAUUAUGUUCAUCAAAGCUGAAGAGUGGGAGUUGGCCCUAGAAGCAUUUCAAUCUGCUCGUAACUGGAGGCAAGUGUUUUGUAUGGCGGGACAUUUGAAUUAUUGCAGCAGCACUCUGUCUGAGCUAGCUGUAAAAAUAUCAGGGGAAUUAAAAAGUUCACAGAUGUAUAAAGAAGCUGCUACAGUGUUAGAAGAAUAUGCUCAGGACCCUGAAGAAGCCAUAGUAGCCUUGAUACAAGGAAGUCAUUGGGAGGAAUCUUUAAGACUGAUGCACCGCUACAAGCGUCUUGACUUGAUUGAAACUCAUUUGAAAGAAGCCCUAGAGGAAAGCUGGGAUCACCUCAUGGAAAUGUUAUCCAGUCAGAAAGCACAGUUCUUGCAGUAUAAAAACAGGCUAACUGUUGUCAGAGCUCAAAAGGAAAAGGAGAGAUCAGAGCUGGAUGGAGGGGAAUGGAAUGAAACUGGGGCAGAUCUGUUCUCGGACACAUCCAGCAUCACUGGUGCCACAGUCACAUCUCUUGCUACCUCCAAUAGUUCAAGGUCAACAGUGCUCAGCAAAACUGGGUCUGCUAGAACUAGAAGAAAAGCUGAAAAUAAAAAAUGGAGCCUCAAAGAAGGAAGUAAGAAUGAAGGCUUUGCAUUGGUUGACGCUCUGGCAAAACAGAUGACAGUCAUUUACAAUAUGAAAGAUGAAGUUUCCUCUCUGAUGAAGAUGUUGAUACAGUUCAACUACGAUCAGAAGGCUACAAGACUUCAUGAAGUUUAUGACGAGUUUCUUACCUUGAUAGACGGUUCUGUGGGUCAAAUCUGGAACCAAAGCCAGACUAACAAGACAGCCAUGAUGGUAGGCCCCAAUAGUACCUCCAGUUCUUUAGCCAAGGCAGUUCAAAGUGGCCAGAAAGUUACAGAUGUUGAGGAGACUUUAGAUCCAGUACUUCUAGCUCCACCCAACCUGAACAAGGACUCAAGAUGGAAGCUACAUAUAGCAAGCAAAAGCUGAUACAAUUAAUCUUUGAAAUAAAUAAUACAAUUAUGAAUACAAA
Messenger RNA from Biomphalaria glabrata, 4174 nucleotides. Its product is annotated as putative elongator complex protein 1. Lineage: Eukaryota; Metazoa; Mollusca; Gastropoda; Planorbidae. Gene Ontology annotation, molecular function: protein binding; tRNA binding. The transcript has 33 exons. Gene Ontology annotation, cellular component: cytosol; elongator holoenzyme complex. The coding region runs from base 163 to 4131 and encodes 1322 amino acids. The record is from RefSeq and is a predicted model, not a curated record. Gene Ontology annotation, biological process: tRNA wobble base 5-methoxycarbonylmethyl-2-thiouridinylation.